Molecule: messenger RNA, 3984 nt
Organism: Penicillium paradoxum
Lineage: Eukaryota; Fungi; Ascomycota; Eurotiomycetes; Eurotiales; Aspergillaceae
Product: GAS2 domain protein
Exons: 3
Coding region: 1-3984 (1327 amino acids)
Molecular function (GO): microtubule binding
Source: RefSeq, a predicted model, not a curated record
AUGGCCGCCAGUCGAAUAACUCCGAAUCGCCCUUCCAUCCGCCUCUCUCCCGUUCACUCCCGAAACAACUCCCGUUCGACUUCACCCGAAAGAAUCCCCGGUUCCAUCUUCCAGCAGCUCGACCCUCUUCUCGGCAACCUCUCCCCAGAAUCUACUCUCCGCGCCCUCACCUCCACCGACGUGGUUCCUUCGAACGAACAAGGCGCCCAUGAUAUCCUUUCUCAAAGCAUCUCCCAGGUGUCGCCGACGGAACGCGCUCUCGGAAUUCGCGCCGCGGUAGCUGCCCAAAACUUAGGCCUGUGGCAUAAGGAGGUUUUAUCAUGGCAAUGGCCAAAUCAGAGCGACGCGAAGGUCGGAAAGGGCUUCAUUCCUUUGCCCGAAGCGCAAUAUGCAAUCAAUCCUUCUCCGAGACUCUUAUGUCUCACGAGCAACCCGGUGGAAAGCUACUAUGGGAGCUUACCAGCCAGCGUGGUCGAGCGAUAUGAGAGUAGAAUCGAUGAGAUACGCGACGGAAUGGACGAUCUCAACGUGGAAGAAUUAAAGGAACACGUUUUGAACGCCCACAUUCCAUCAAGGUCUCGGCCCUCGUCUGCCACAAGCUGCGUGUCUGUGCCUCCGCCGCUCAGUUACGUGCAGCUCAGCGACUUCACAGCGGUGGUUACCGCGACGAUUUUGCGAGCUCUGCCAUACCUAUCGCGUCUCAAUACCUUACUUUCUACCUGGGACGUUCGCAUUUUUGUUCUACGCCAAAUUCCCGGUCUGCUGAGGGAGCUGACCCUGACCCGAUCCGCCCUUGAUUCGUCUCUCCACGCGUUACGGACCCCGCAUUCUUUUGCCACGUAUGAGAACCGAUAUAGUGAUUCAUCUUUGUCCACUGAUCAUGUCAAACUUGAGUCCGCCGUCGUUGCUGUCGGCAGGCGGAUGGACCGGGUUCUCGACGCGUUAGAAGGCCGUCUGGAUUCUUUACCGGAAGAAUGGAUUGAUGACCUAGAAGCCAUCGAAUCCGACUUUGCUGCAUGGGUAGUGGAGGCUGAAAAGUACAAGGUCCAGACUGAGUGGAUCCGGUCGAAGGCCGAGGCUCAGAUCGCCGAGAUGCGCGCGGCCGAACAGCUUCAACGCGCAAAGUCACUGGAGAAAGCACAUCAGGACCUCACGCGCGAUGCAGGCAUUUCUGAACCUGCGGGACAUGAACCACAGCUCUUUCUAGAGCACGCUGUUCAACAUGAGGCUGAACGCGAAGAAGACAAGAAACUUCCCUCCUGCGACACCAACGCAACAAAUCCACAAUCUGUUGAACAGCCAACGGUGUCAUCCGAGGGGUCUGCUGAGAAGAACGGCUCGCCAAAACUCUCGGUCUCAACCUCUCUAUCAAAAUCUCCAAUCGAGGAGACACGAGAAGAUCUCACCCCUGUGGUCACGACAGAGGACCUAGAAACACCAACACAGUCUGACUUUCCACCAGCCCCUGCCAUCAGCCGACAAAUAUUUCCAACUCCUGCGCAUACAACUUGCGUCCCUCUCCCUGACUUGGAAAACAAAGAAAACAUUCCUCCGCCGGGCUUACAAUCUCUUGAUGGAGCUGGAUCUCCUCCCAUCCACGGUUCGGCUAAACCAACCCCAACCCCAUUUUCUGAGCAUCCAGCUUUAGCAGCAGGUUCUUGCAUUCAAUCAUCCACUGAAGUUGAAAGUGAUGCUCGGCUGCCUGAGGUUCCUAUUUCGAUUGAUUUGCCUGUCACUGCGGAACCCCAUGUCUCUGUUGAUCGUAAUUCGCCUGUUGAGACGAUGGGCGAUGACAUGGGCAACAUAUCGAAUGGGGUGGAACAGAGGGUUGUCCCUCAUCCUCAACCAAGCGAAGUGACCCCUAAGUCUACAAAUUCUGCCCCCGGCCAAGAUACCAAAUCCCAGAGCAUGGUAAGCCAACGGAACGGGAACGGUACUCCGGUGGCAGCAGGUAUCUCUCCUGUUCUUACACCCAAAUCGGAAUCCCGAUUACCAAAGUUGAGACAGUUUGUCCGAGCCUCUCAGAUCCCAAUGGCCAUCGGGUCCCCCAAGUCGUGCUCAAGCUCAACUCCCAUCAAAGAUCAGCCUUCAACUGAAGGGCAAGCAGAAGUCUCUCAGCGCACUGUGCGCAAACCUCUCCAAAGCCCCAUCAAGCUUUCCAAAUCCCGCCUCGGGAAGCUUGAUCUCAAUAAAGAUGUCAAAGCAGCGCCCACAGUUAUACGCCGUCGUCGGACAUCUACUGGAUCUGUGGGCUCCUUGCUUUCGGAUCAUUCCUCUCUUAUGUCUAGUCCUGAGGUGCCUGAGCCACGCACCGCUUCCUCGAAUGUGACUUCGCUUAGUACAUCGCCUCUACCGGAACCUAAACACCACCAUUCGCAUGGGGACUAUAUCUUGAGAGAGGAUCACCUGCGUCGCUUGGACAGUCAAAAGCCUGAUCCGCGAAUUUCAUUCCAGCAAUCUCACACGGUCAGUUUGCCUCUCGAGCGCUUCAUCAAUGAACGGCUAGAAUUAGGACUGGGAGGGGAGCCGGUAUCAGUGGUGGCUGGUGUGAAAUCAUCCAUGACACGCUCUGUCACACCCACCGAGUUCCCGCAGGCCCCUAAGUCUCGAAGCAAACCCACACCUCAGACUUCUCCUGCGCCAAUUGCACGGGUCCAACAUCUCACAACUCGUCAUCCUCACCUAUCUCGAGGAAAGUCGGCAAGCGAUUUGCACUCUCAAAGCGAGAGGGCGAAAAUUACGCAGCCGAGCGGAAAGACCUUUGGGACGAAUUCCGCCCGACGAGCCAUGGAACACCUUAGCCAGCCCAAGUCGCUUCGCUUGCGACAGCGGCUGACUGCCCACCCAAGCCUCGAGAGCCUAGGUAUGAAAAGACAAGAGCUUUCAUACGUGGAAGAGCAUGAAUCUGAACUGAAAGAUUAUGAUUUCCGCGCUGCGUCGCCAAUCAAACACUCCAGACAACAACCGCGAGACCACCUUGAUGAAAAGAUCAACUCCAUUCUGGAUUCGUUACCUGGCCAUAUCCAUAUGGUCGACCCCAACCAGGAAGCAGACACAUCAUCUUCAUCAUCUUCCGUGGACAGACGAACACGACGGCAUUCCCAUGCCUACAAGACCGAGGAUAGCUGUGUCAAACUCUAUCACCUUCAUCACGGAGGGCAGGCAGCACCUACAAAACUGUUUGUUCGAACUGUGGGCGAGGAGGGGCAGCGUGUGAUGGUUCGUGUCGGCGGCGGAUGGGCCGAUCUAGGCGAAUAUCUUCGCGAAUAUGUCAUUCACCACGGUCGCCGUAAGGUUUCUGAAACGCCUCGCGUCGAGGUUGAGGGCAUAAAAACACGCACCUCACCCUCUUAUUCCUCUCCAGGAACUAUGCUGACCCCUUCGACUUCAUCCUAUCUUGCCUCCGGUCGAGGUACGCCCUCACGACCGGCAUCCGUACUCAGUUCUCGCCCACCUUCAUCGCUUACCGUUCACAAGAAACGACGAGGCUCAACUGCAUCGGACGUAAUGGGCACCAGAGCACUGACCACAGGUCAUUUAUCCUCCUUCGCCUCACCACCACCUUUUCUCUCUCAUAUCCAUUCCUCCACUGGCAGACGCCUUUCGAUGUCCUCGGCCUACUCGGUCGGAGAUAACUAUUCACCCGCCAACAUCGCGGCUGCCCUUGCAUCCAACGACCUCCGCUCCGCCCCACUAGGCCUAGCUGGUCCCAAGCCACGUUCUCGACUUGAGUCCAUGAGCCCAGAAGGUGAAGCCUGGGUUGAAGAUGUCCUCCAAAAGACCCGCCGUUCCAGCUCCCAGCCCCUCCCACCCCAGUUCGCACUAAGUCUCCCACCGGACCACGAUGCCGACGACCAAUCUGAGAUUGGUGACGGCAGCGUGGCCGGGCACUCCUUACCCAAGGUCCGCAGCAUUGGUGAUAUCAGCUCUUCCGGCACCAGCCGACGAGUCGUGCUCAGAGGCCUCGGGAAUCGCAGGUCGUAA